Molecule: messenger RNA, 2371 nt
Organism: Anarrhichthys ocellatus (wolf-eel)
Lineage: Eukaryota; Metazoa; Chordata; Actinopteri; Perciformes; Anarhichadidae
Product: WD repeat-containing protein 26-like
Exons: 4
Coding region: 415-894 (159 amino acids)
Biological process (GO): proteasome-mediated ubiquitin-dependent protein catabolic process
Cellular component (GO): GID complex
Molecular function (GO): protein binding
Source: RefSeq, a predicted model, not a curated record
CCCCUAACGACGACGCAGCCAAUGCGCAGCACGCGCAAAAAGACGUGAAGGAAUUUCUGACGUCACUGUGUAUGUCUAUAACAAGCUGCAGCUGUCUGAGAGCAACAAUAACAAGCUCGACCCAGCAACACACCGAGGCUUUGACCGCACCUGACAGCAAACAACAGCACGGGGUUUCUCAAAAUGUGGCCGUCGAAAUAACUCUGGUCUCCGUUUCUUCAUCGUGCGAGUCAUAAUCCGGGUUAUCGUCACCAACACCGCCGCGAAACAAACACGGAGACUCGGCCGCAGGUGAACAGGGCAGUUCGAGGCUGCAUCUAGGUCAGUGGGCCUCUCGGCGGCAGUACUGGUGGUUUUGUUUAUAUAUAUAUAUAUAUAUAUAUACAGCGAGUCCUCUGCAUACACCGUGGUAACAUGCAGGCUAACGGGGCAGGACAGGACCGAGAUUCAGAACAGUACUGCCCAAACGGUGCGCAGAACAGCGAGUCGUCCUCCACCGGAGUAGCUCACUCUAACGGACUUCUAACGGAGUCGGCCCCAAACAAUGGAAACACCGUCAGUAACAACAACGGAGUGUCAGCUCAGCCUCCGUCCAACAACAGCAACAGCACGGCGGAGGCCAACUCGGGCGUGAAGAAGAAGAAGCGUUUGUCCCAGUCUGAGGAGGAUGUCAUCCGGCUGAUAGGACAACAUUUACACGACCUCGGUCUCAAUCAGACGGUGGACCUCCUGAUGCAGGAGUCGGGCUGCAGACUGGAGCACCCCUCUGCCACAAAAUUCCGCAAUCAUGUCAUGGAAGGAGAGUGGGACAAGGCUGAGAGUGAUCUGAAUGAGCUAAAGGCGUUGAUGCAAUCUCCGAGUGCUAUAGUGACCACAAACCCCUUCUCUCCUUGAGGAAGAUGGCUCUGGACAAUUGAAUAUAAACAAGGAACUAAACACGCCAAUGCUGACUCUAUGUCCUGUCGUCCUCUGACAGCUGAAGAAACCACUGCUAUGGUUGCAGCCAAUCAGGUGAGAUGUGUUUCCAUUCACACGCAAACAGACACAGCAGAGUCACUCUCAUGCGCUCCAACCACUGAACUGGCAUCAGAGUCUGUCCCACUGCCUCACCUGCUGCGGACAUAAUAUCGCAGGUGCAGUCUGCAUCACCUGAUACUGCAGCGGUAACUAUGGACAAUUCACUCCUGAAUAUGAACAGACCGUUCCUCAUCCAAGCUCAAAAAGCUGAUCCUGUGUUGUAAAUAAUCCUGAACUGGGUGUUGACUGACAGUAGGCCGCCAUUUUUCGAACAUUAAAGCAGUCUCACCUGACAUGAGACGGUACUGGAGAGACUCCGCCUUGUUGAUGGUCCCUUAUGUCACAAGGUCAGACCUCCACCAGGUGACCCUGUUUUACAGACCGUAGUACCCAGUAGUUUACAGAAGGAGGCAUUUCAAACAUUACGUGGACAUUCACUCUCUGGACAUUUCAGUGUGCAGAAGACACUGCAAGGGGCACAAGUCAGAUGCUAUUGUCCUCACAUAAGAGCACUACUAUGAUUGUCGGUUGAAACACACAGCCUAUGAGCCGGGUGACUUGGUGUGCGUUGACCUUCCUGCCCUUGUAGACAAAAGCUGUCGCCAAAGUGGUCUGGCCCUUUCAAAGUGCUGCAAAUGUUAGGCUCUGGCAGUGGUGACAUUGGAGUGGCCUAUGAACUGUUGGAUCCGCCCUCACCUUCAGGAGGGGCUGCAGCAGCAAACAGCCCAGGUCCCUCAUUGCUUAUUGCACUCUCUGGCUCCAAACCUUAUGUUUACUGGAGCCCAGCCACUGUGCCUCCAGAUAGGACUCAGACUAAUAUUAAGGAGCUGUCACUACCAUAACACAUGUGGGAGACAAUACUGCCACAGGAUCUUCCAGUGAACUGUCUCCGGUAGUGCUGCCUUUUGAAGGAGUAAUGACCAAGUCUGGCCUCUGUAUGCAUCCCCCAGUAUGUUAUGGAACUGUUGGAUGAACUUUUGCUUGUUCUUGCUGGUGGAUUAACAAGCAUGUAGACGGAGAAAGACUGUUAUGGACAGACAAAAAAAAGUGUAUGCUGUUCUAUUUUUUUUAUUUUUUUUUAUACUCUUUACUGUUGCUCCUUUUUUAUUACCUGUUUAUAUUGGUGUUAAGCGUAAGUUGGUAAGUGUACCUUAGGUUAUAAAUUCAGCUAUUUUGAAGUGAGGAUACUUUUGGUGGGGGGAUGUGUAAGAGUGGAAUUGUGUGAUGUAAACAUAAUUACAUAAACACAGGUUUAAACAUAAUUGUGCAUGUACAAACAAGUUCUCCCACACAACUUCCCUUCUCCGUUCUCUACACUGGCUCCCUGUAAGAGCUCGCAUCCAGUUUAAGACUC